Messenger RNA from Lytechinus variegatus (green sea urchin), 617 nucleotides. RefSeq names its product FUN14 domain-containing protein 1-like. The transcript has 5 exons. The record is from RefSeq and is a predicted model, not a curated record. The coding region runs from base 63 to 521 and encodes 152 amino acids. Lineage: Eukaryota; Metazoa; Echinodermata; Echinoidea; Temnopleuroida; Toxopneustidae. Gene Ontology annotation, cellular component: mitochondrial outer membrane. Gene Ontology annotation, biological process: autophagy of mitochondrion.
ACACCAUACCGUAUUUCAUUUCUUCUUCUUGGAUCGGUCGACUUCCCAAAAAUUUAUGGAAAAUGGCAACAGCAGUGUCAAAGUCAACUAAGGACAGUAUGGCCAACGAUGCGGAUGAUAAUUUUGAAAUCUUGGACCUGGCAGAGGCUGGCAAGAAUUGGUUGGAGAGAGCGCUAGAUGGAGAACUAUCGAAGAAAUCAGUUCCAGUUCAGCUUGCUAUGGGUGGAACAAGUGGAUGGGUUGCUGGAUAUCUGUUUCAGAAAGUGAGUAAAGCAGCAGCAACAGCAGUAGGAGGUGGAUUUAUGUUGAUAUUGGUAGGUCAUCAUACUGGUUACCUGAAAGUGAACUGGAAGCAGUUUGAGAAGGAUAUAAAUAAAACACAGCAGACAGCUGUCAAGGAGGUUGAGAAAAGAUAUCCAGCCUUUCAAGGGGCAUUCAAUAAAGGGAAGGACCUUGUCAAGAAGAAUGUGAUGAUAUCAAGUGGAUUUGCCGCGGGAUUCCUUCUUGGAAUGGCAAUGUAACAAAUUCAUUAUCAUUGAACUAUAUGAAUGAAUGGAUACGCCAGGCAUACCUCUGGCAACAGACUGUCACAGACAUCUCUCUCUCCUUCUCCUGGA